UCCGGAACAGUGUUUGGUUUCUAUGUGCAGUCAAAAAAUGUUGUCCACUUUCAUUUGAACUUGUCAAGAAAGGUACAGGUAAAGUGACAUGUCAGCUUGGGUCAGUCUCGUUAAUCAGAAUGAUCUGUCACUGCGAUUAAUAAUGACAAAUGUAAUUAAGCAAAAUUAAAAUUUUGAAGGCCUCUCGAAACGGAAUUCGUUUCCAAGUUGAUAUUGAUAAUGGAAGGUGAAAAUCAUAAUGACAAUGAAGUUACUUUAGAGAUAAAGGAUAAGAUGGAAGAUGUUAAUCAGUUUGAUUCAGUUUCUAAUGUCGUAUCACAACCAGAUAAAUCGAGGGACAAUGCAAAAUCUGUACUGAAAGACACCACUAAUCUGUCCCAUGUCAAGAAGCAUGAUAUAGUUCCAAGUCUUGGAACACCAAUCAAACUUAAGAAAAUGAAAAAAGGUAUAUUUGUAUCAUAUUCCCCUGAUGCUGGAUUUUUGGAGCGAAAAUUUGUUGUAGAAACUAUUAGGCAGUUAAAGGAGAACAACUUGGCAGAAGACAUAUGGUUUGACAAGGAUGAAAAGAACACAGACAGUCCUUGUUGGUUUUCUAUGAGAAUGGAAGCUGUUGAAAAGUGUCGUGCAGCACUAAUAUUUCUAUCAGACAGCUAUUUUAUGUGUCCAGUUUCAGUGUAUGAAGGAAAAACAUUAUAUGAAAGGAAGAAAGCAUCACCAACAUCAGUUGAAAUAUUCCCUGUUUUGUUUUCUUCAAUGGAGAAAACAGAGUUACCUCGUGAAUAUUCUAGUAUUUUAAAAAAUCUUGUAGAUUUGACUCAACAACAUACUAAACUUAGUUUAGCAGAGAAAGCAUCUGUUGUGAUUGGUGCAGUGAUGGAAAGUUUGGAGAAGUUUGCUACAAUAAACACGCCACCUACACCCAUCACACCACCUGAUACUGAAUUCAGUGGAGAUUACAAAAAGAAGAAAAUUUGUCAGUGGAGCCCAAGUGACUUGCAAGAAUGGAUUUUCAAGUUAGGUGUAAAAGAAUUCUAUCAGCAAAGCCUAGCAGAAAACAUGGUUGAUGGAUUUUUGUUGAUGUCCCUGACAGACCAAGACAUGAUAAACCACCUUGGAAUUGACAGUCGUGUAGUACGUAAGAAGAUAAUGCAGCAGAUUCUGCAGACACUUGAUAAAGAACACCGCUCAGUAGACAACUGGCAUCUUCGAUCCAGAGCACAAAGAUCAAAACCAGAUGUCAUAUAUCUGAUUUAUGACCCAACAGAUGUGAGAUUAGCACAAAAUGUUAAAGCUGACUUGAAAAAGAAAAACUUGCAGGUUAUUCACCAUGACAGUUUGAAGCUUGGUAAAUCAAAAGAAGAGUUUCUACAGAUAAAUGGUCCACACAUGGCUACAGCAACCCAUGUAAUAGUUAUCCUGACAGAUGCUGCAACAUUGUCACCUUUUGUUUUCCAUGAAGUGUUGUUUGCUGAUUGGCUUGGCAAGAAAAUAGUCACCGCCAUGUUUAAAAAUGUUUGGCCUGGUCUUCGACCAUCACUUAAAGCUAUACUAGGUGAUUGUCCAGCCAUUGAUUUUGAAACCAAGAUGUACAAUGAGAGCUUAGAUGUACUUGAGCACCAUAUUAAGCCUUUAAGGAGAGUUCCUGGAGUUGUACUGGAGCAGUCUUAUCUCAAUAAGAUGUCAGAUGGACUCAAACCAUUAGAAAGUCUGGCUUUAGUUAAAAUUGUUCUUUCAGAUGGUGUUACCAAUGUAACAAAGGAAGAUGGAGACCCACAAGUGUUCAUAAGUUAUCAAUGGGACAUGCAGGGAAAAGUAGAGGACAUUAAAAACAUGCUGGAACAUAAUGGCCUUCAGUGUUGGGCAGAUAUCAACAUCAACCAUCCACCAAGGGGAACCAGUAGCAAAAGUUCACGUAGUAGUGUGACCCAUCAACUUGAUUCUGGUCUGGAAACAUUACAGAGUCAAAUCCAGAGAAAUAUGAAAGCUGCUUCAGUAGUUUUAACCUGUCUCACACCAAAAUACCUCCAAAGUGAUAACUGUAAGAAAGAUUUGACAUUAGCUGAAACAUUUCACAAACCAAUUGUACCAGUCUUACUCCGAUUCUCUCCCCUUGAAAGUGCUCCAGAUCAAGUGCGAAAACUUUUGGCUCGUUAUAGUUACAUAGAUCUUAGUAAUGAUCGGUUAUACAAACAAAACAUUCCGAUUGUGCUGGAGAAAGUCAAAAAGUUAGCAACUCAUAGAGGUUACAGCUAGUACAAACAUUGUAAAAAAAAUCAUCAUACAAAAGCUACAAAAUCAUGUGCCAUCAUGUAUAAAAAAGACUAAAUGUUGUUUGUAAUCUUUCACUAUUAUAUUUAUCAUAUUAAGACAUGUGUUCUUUAGAUAUAGAUCUGUGUUAAUUGUAUUAAUUUAGCAGAGAAUUCCUGGAUAUGAAACAUAAUUCACUGAAAAGAUAUUAAAUCUAGUUAGAUCUUUCUUUCAGUUGUAGAGUAUAAACAAUAAGUGUUUCCCAAGUUCAGUCAUUUCAAUUGGCAGUUUUGAUUGUGUUAUUUUGUGUAUUAUGUUAAUGCUGCUAGUGUUUAACAGUAGAAAUAUUUAUUUAUAUUUGUAUAAAUGGUCAAUACUUUAGAAUGUUAUUUGUAAGAAUUACUUAAGAUUGGUUUAAACUUUCACCAAAACAAUGACAGUGAAUGUACCAUAUAGACUAUAGAUCUGUUUUUUUAGUUAACAACUCAGGUUAAUCAGAUGGCUUGAAAUUAUUCAUUUUUUUGUGUGAAUUAUAAUCAUUGUCAUUCAUCAUAUCAAAACUUCUGCAAUGUGUUCAAAACUAAAUUAAGUAUUACUGCAAUUAGAUAAAAAACAGUUCUCCUUUCCUCAGUGAAAUUUGUUUUCAUUUUAUAAUGAUAAUGUUCUGAAUAAAGUGUGUCAAAACAAUGUCCAAGAAGAAAAAUAUAUGAUGCUAAUUAAAUGUUCUGAUGUUACUUUAUAAUGAAUAAGAUACAAUAGAUUGGACUGGUUACUCAAGAUUUUCUGUUAUAGUAUGUUUUUAAGUUAGGUUACAUUUUAUUGGUUAUUUCCCAUAUUUAGUAGUUUACAGUGCAUUCUAUACAGUUUAUUGUUUUUGAUAGCAAAGCAAGAAAUAGAUAGUAAUGUUUGAUUAGUUGAAUAUAAAAUUAUGCUGAUUUUGCCUUUACAUGUUUACAUUGCAAUUGCCUGAUGUAGCCAAACUGGCAAAAAUGAAACUGAACAUUUAAUUAAGUUUCCUUGAGCAAUUUUCUGCUGUCAAACUUUUCAAAGUUUUUAAUAUUUGCCAAAAGAAUAAAACAGUGUUUGAAAAACAAAGUUGUAUUUUAUAAAGUAAGUAUUAACUCUUCGAUCCCUUCUCCCAUAAAAAAAAAUUAAAAAUCAGCACAACAACUGUUCGCAUUUUUAAGUAAACUCAGCCAAAGUUGGUGUUUGGGGAGGGAAUUCGUAUAGAAUUACAAUUAUCAGAACAUAAAACUACUCAAAAACUUCUCCUGCUGAUGUUUUUGUAAACAGAAAAUAGAUAACUGAAUGUUUGCCUUGUUACGAAGCUGAUUGUGCUUUAAUGUUUCUAAUGGAAUCAUACAUAUUUGUAUUUUUAAAUAUAUUUUUAUAUAAAACUGAUAAUAACAACCAUUUUCAAUUCUGUGAUAUUUUUUGUUUUUUACUGUGAUUUGUCCACAAGUUGUGUUGUAUUACCUCAAAGCUUUAUAUAUUUUUAUGUUGUGUUUAUAUGUUAUACCUAUUGUUUAAGGGGUGGGGACAAUUCAAAUGGGUUACAUAAUGGUACAAUGUUAAUGUUGAAUGAGCAAUGGUUACAACUGUGUUUUAUUUUUGUCUUUUUUUUGUCAGUAUGCUUUUGCUUAUUUUAAUUUGCAAUUGCAUAAAAUGUGUUAAAUAUUCCCCACAUGAAUAGUUUUACAAAUCAGCACAACUAAUGUGAAGGGUGUUCUUACCAUUUGUUGCAGGAAUUUUAGUCCCUCCAGAAAAUUUUAUGCAAACAAAACCUGUGAAAAUAUCAACGUUUACUGAAGGUAGAAAAGAAAAGGUCUGUCAUUUUGAGAUAACACAGGGGACAUAGGUCAUACAUAGUUUUGCUAGAUUAACAUUUGUACUAAAGGUCAGAAUACUUCCUCAAACAACAAAAGAUGGCAUAAAUAAAUUGUUUAAUAGUAUAUGUUAGCAAGUGGAGAAACACAUUUUGAAUCAUUUAAAUGUUUAGUCACAAUAGAAUGGCAAUACAUAAUUUACAAAUGCAAAAGAAAAAAAUUACACAUAAGAACCAUAAUACUUGUAGAUUAUCGUUUGUCAUCUCAACGUGAUUGAUUUUCUUGCUUGAGCCGGUACAGCGAAAGUGAGAAAAGCAAUUGAGUUGAGAUGAAAUCUGUUUAUCGCUAUUUUACCUAUGACGACGUUGUAAAUUUCAUUGACAACUGCAUGUGCGCCCUUAGUUUCUAGCGAUAAUUUUUCGUAUCACUCUACUGUGCUGAGAAAGGAAAUUAUCAGUCAGUAAGAUCAAAGGAAAAUUUCGUAAAAUAGCGAUAAUUAAUAUUAAAUGCAUGUUUAUCUGAGUUUAUAAAAACAAAUUUAGUUGUCCUUAAAAUUUAAACAAAACAACAAAAAUCUUUUACUUUUUAUCCAAACUUUCUUUUAAAAAAAGAGCAUGGUUACCUGUUUUAAAUUAAAGAUUAUUAUUUAAGAUCAAACUUAGGCUUCAAACAUAUUUUUUUAUGAAAUUGUAAUCCAAUACAGAACUGUGUUCAUUGAAUUCUUUGUGUCUUAAUUUAUAGGGCUGUUCUAUAAACAUACAUGAGACCCAGGAGGGAAGACAAUUUGAAAUGGCCACUAUUGGUGGGUGUGAAAUAUUAUGUUAUACAUACAUGCAUAAGUUUAAAAUGUAUGAAGGUCUCAUAAAUUAAUUCUGUUGGUGGCUUCCUUGUGUUCCAUGUAUGUUUUAAAGGAACAGCCAUGAGUUACUUAUGAAUAAAUAACCACAUUUUAUUAUGCAUUAAUCAUUCCUCAGUAUAAAUUAAUAUUUCACAGAAAAAUAAAUAAGAACAUGUCUACUCUACAAGAAAUAACGUAAGUAAGACAAGACUUUGACUGACAAUUAUUUACAAAGACGAUAGAAAUUAGUCGAAUUUUGUCAAUUCUUUAAUAAAACAAGUUAAAUAGAAUAAGCUUGAUUUUUCAUACAUAGAAUACAUAUGUUUUAAUAUGUCAUACAUCAGAUUUAAUCAUUUUUCGCCUAUAAUUUUUGUUAUUGUAUCAGAUCAGUGCUCGAAAUAUAAAGAUGUGUACAUCAUAAUUGAAAAUAUGAGCUCUAUAUCAGUAGUACAUAUCUAGUCUUGUAAGACAAAGUAUUUCAUUCUAUUUAAAGCAUUUCACAUUCCAGAAAUUUAUAUUUCUGAAUUUUAAAGUUUUGUCAGUUGAACUCGCAUCAUUUAGUUUUAACCCAUUAAAAUACCUGUGUCAAUGUUUCAUAUGAUAGACUCUUUACAUUAUAUAUUAAAAACGAGCUAACUCUGUGUAAUCAUAUCAUUUUAUAAUUAUAAAAAGAGUAUUCUAAAAUAAAUGAAAAUUGCCAAAAUAAAACACCAUAGUGCCUCAGAAGGUAAAAAUAUCUUUUUUGUAAUAAUCAAGUUGCCAAAAUGGUAAAAAAAAAUUAAAUUGGGUAAAAAUAAUGCGUGGUUAGUUUGAAAUUAUUUAUUGAUUGAAUCAUCAGAAACCUGUUGUAAGUGAAAUAUAAAAUGGUUCAAGUAAUUAAUUGUUUUCAAAUUUGUUCAGAUGGUACAUUGUUUUUGCAAUUUGGGUUAAAUAUAAUAAAAAGGUGAUGUCUCAGAUUUUCAAUAUAACUUCAAAAUGUUUAACUUGUACUAAAAACUGAAAUUAUGCAGUUAUAUCUUUAUUCUUUUGCUGUGAAAAACAAAGUAGAAUUAUGAUUUGUCAGUUAAGCAGCAUUACAAUUUUAUGCUAAUUUCAAAGUUUUGGAGUAUAUUUUUUUCAUCAAUAAAUUUGAAUAAUGUAUACACUAAAAUUAAAGUUUUGUUACCUUAUUAUUAUCUUGCAUCAUUUAGAACAGAAACUUUUCUGGCAACAACAUGUCAAUUUGUAAGAAAGAAGAUAUGUGGUCUGCUUGGAAGAAUAAGGAUUUCAGGAACAUUUUUGAGAACAUUUUCACCAUACAUGUAUUACAUGCAUUCAAUACAGUUGUGUGUCUAUUUUAAGAAUCUUUCUUUAAUGGUUUCAAAGAAUGGAAAACAAAUUAUCUAUCCAUUUUUAGUGUUCUAGUUAAAUAUAUGUUGGAGCUUACAUAAAUCUGUGACUUUUCCAAUUUACUGGUUCUUAGCCUAUCAGUAAAACUAUCUGUUUCAUGUAUGACAAUUUUGAAGCAUGGAGAAAAUAUGCUACAGUAGUUUGUUCAAAAGGUUUGGAUUUUUACAUAUUCUUAUUAUUGCCUUUAAACUGUAGAAUGUUAUGAUAUGUCAUUGUAUCCUACAGUAUUAAAACCUCAGGCCAAAACAGCAUUGUUGAAUGUCAACAAUGAAUAAAACCACUUAUUUAUUUUUAGCAUUUUUUUUUAUGGUUCUGAAAUAUUUGUUAUAUAUAUUAUAUUGUUUUUCGUACUAACUUUAAAUAUUAUUUAAAAUUGGAAUACUUAAGUCAUAUUUUUCUCUUUCAUUAGCUAUCAAAUUACAAAAAAAAUCCUUUUUGAGAAACUGUUAAGUUUGGUAAAAAUCUGUCAGAAGCGAGACAUAGUGAUCCUACAUUCUUGGGGAGGCUGUGUUUAAUACUAGUAAAACCUCAAUGGAACUUUAUGACACUCAGAAGAAGCUUUUUUAUGACCAAAUUACAGUAUCCAGAGCUAAAUUUUGAAAAAAAUAUUGUUUUCAUUUCCAGUAUUUUAUUGAUACUUUGUCUUUUCAGUUACAUUUUACAUACAGUCUCAGAUUAAAUUUUUUAGAUAUCAAUAACUUUGUCAAACCUUCACAAAAGUUCAAAUUUAAAAAAAUCAUAUUUUACUGAUAAAAGGCUUUAGUUUUUGACUGUAGAUAUUGCACUUUUACACCAACAGCAGCAAUUGCAGGCAAGAUAGGAGUUGAUGGAACCCUUUACAAAUUGUUGUCAUAAGAUUUAUUGUUAUUGAUCUGACUGAUGGGUUAAAGCAGAUUAUUGUUAUUGAUCUGACUGAUGGGUUAAAGCAGAUUAUUGUUAUUGAUCUGACUGAUGGGUUAAAGCAGAUUAUUUACUUUAUAAAAAUAAUUCCAAUUAUAAAUAAUACCUAAUUUUAUUAUAUGUUAAUUGUUAUAUGUUUUGAUCUCUUCUUGCUGAUUGUGUUAUGAUUUUGUGGAGUUUCUGCUCCUGUCAAAGCUGCCAGUCAUGUCCAUCGUGUAAAUACAUGUAUAUAUUUAUACCAGAGUGUUAAGUGUGAAGGUUACAGGUGUGUACACAGUGUGGAACACAUAAUUUAUGUUUUCUUGGAAAAGGGGAGUUAUUUUGUUCAUAAUAUUCAGAGCAUACUUUUUAGAGUAUUGAUUUAACAAAUUUCUUUUCUUGAAAAAGUUUUUUGCCUGCAUUAUCACUGUUGUUAAAGACAACAAGACAACAUUUGUCCAAAAUUUACAUAAAAUUGAAAAAUAAUAUUUAAAAAUCACCAAAACAAACUAUUGCGAAAGGAAUGAAACCUUUUCCCAGAAUCAGUUCCUUUUUGUUGCAUUAUUCAAAAAAAUUUGCAAGUUUACCUGUCCCAUUUUAUAAAUACAGUAGCUAUUGGUCUCUGUGGUAUUUAUUCAAUUGGACAUAUAAAUUUCUUCUUGAAAAGCCAACAAGUAAUUGAUUUAUUAAGCUGGACAAAAAAUGUAAUCUUAGUGCUGAAAAUGCAUGAACCAGUACUGAAUGAUAAUAAGAUUUUUAAUUACAAACAAAUUAACUGUGGUGGUGCAUUUCUUUUGUUGUUAAGUAUUUUUUUUGUCACAUAAUUUAAGCGAUAGUUCUCUUUUACAUAUUUUUUUUUAAUUUCAAUCUGAAAAUAAUUUCUGUAAGAAUUUGAUAUUCCCUUGACAACAAUAUUAAGGAAACCAAGUUACAAUGUUUAUGAUGGCCACAGGUAGAUAUUUUGAAUGUUGGAUAUCAAAAUAAAAAAUGUAAUAUGAUAAAUAUUGUUACAUAUUGACUUUAAACUGUAAUCUACUUAUUGGAUACAACUUUCUAAGGUUGUCAUCUGGAGCCUAAAUUAUUCAGUCAUGAUCAUACUUUUAUUGUAGUACCUUGUUCUUUUUAGUGAGCCCAUGCUUUAUGAUCGUAUGGAUAGAUACCUUAACAAACAUAGUUGUUUCCAUCCUUUUAUUUUGGUCUCUGGUGAGCAACACUACCAAGGUAAAAUAAACUCGACUAAAAUGUCAUUAUCUCCAUGUAAAAAUAUCUUUGCCAUUUUUUUUUAACUGCAAUUAUAAAAUAAAGAAGACAAUUUAAGAAUGCACCCAAAUACACAGAUUUGUAUAUUUUGACAGAAGUAAUUUGUCUGUUUGCUUCAUUUAUAGUUUGUAAUCACUGUCACCAAAUUUUAAUUCAGUGAAUAACAUACAUUAUCUGAUUUUGGGUAAAGAUCUUUAAAAUAUCUGCCAGGAAUUAUUUCCAUCAUAUUUUAAGAAUAUGUUUUGUUUCUGCUGUAAUCCAUGCAAUACCAAUCUUUACAUUCUGUUAUUUAUUCUAGAUGGAAUAUUUUUUUGUUAUGGAACAAAAUAAAUGGAAAAAUGAUGA
Molecule: messenger RNA, 8784 nt
Organism: Mytilus californianus (California mussel)
Lineage: Eukaryota; Metazoa; Mollusca; Bivalvia; Mytilida; Mytilidae
Exons: 4
Coding region: 220-2253 (677 amino acids)
Biological process (GO): signal transduction
Molecular function (GO): protein binding
Source: RefSeq, a predicted model, not a curated record